GACGGAGCGGAACGCGAGCGGACCAGCCGCUCAGGCUCUCCCGGCCGCUUCCGGUGUCUCGCCGCGGCCGCCUCUUCCGGCGCGGUGCCGCGGGUCUGCCAUGGAGCAGGACGACCCGGCCGAGGCGUUGACGGAGCUGCGCGAGCGGCGGCUAGGCGCAUUGGAGCUGCUGCAGGUGGCGGCGGGCUCGGGCCUGGUCGCCUACGCCGUGUGGGCACUGCUGCUGCAGCCGGGCUUCCGCCGCGUGCCGCUGCGGCUGCAGGUGCCUUAUGUUGGCGCGAGUGCCAGGCAGGUGGAGCACGUGUUGUCGUUGCUGCGAGGCCGUCCAGGAAAGAUGGUGGACCUGGGCUCUGGCGAUGGCAGGAUUGUGCUGGCUGCCCACAAGUGCGGUCUCCGCCCAGCUGUGGGCUAUGAGCUGAACCCGUGGCUGGUGGGGCUGGCGUGGCUGCAUGCCUGGAGGGCAGGAUGUGUGGGCAAUGUCAGCUACCGCCGUGAGAACCUCUGGAAGGUGAGCCUGAGGGACUGCCACAAUGUGUCUGUGUUCCUGGCUCCUAGCGUGCUCCCACUGCUGGAGGACAAGUUACAGGCAGAGUUGCCUGCAGGAGCCCGAGUGGUGUCUGGGCGCUUCCCCCUCCCCACCUGGCAACCUGUGGCUGUACUGGGUGAGGGCCUGGACCGCGUCUGGGCCUAUGAUGUCCACAGUGGUGGGCCGGCUGGGCAGGCUGUCCCAGGGCCUAGUUCUGCCUCCGUACCUGGAGCCCCCAAUUCUCAGGUUGGCUGACUGGACACAAUAAAGACUCAGUGGGUUCCA
This is a messenger RNA of Balaenoptera ricei (Rice's whale), 811 nucleotides long. It is a transcript of the gene ANTKMT, whose product is annotated as adenine nucleotide translocase lysine methyltransferase. Gene Ontology annotation, biological process: regulation of mitochondrial ATP synthesis coupled proton transport; positive regulation of proton-transporting ATP synthase activity, rotational mechanism; peptidyl-lysine trimethylation. Lineage: Eukaryota; Metazoa; Chordata; Mammalia; Artiodactyla; Balaenopteridae. The transcript is spliced from 6 exons. Bases 101 to 781 code for a protein of 226 amino acids. Gene Ontology annotation, cellular component: mitochondrion. The record is from RefSeq and is a predicted model, not a curated record. Gene Ontology annotation, molecular function: protein-lysine N-methyltransferase activity.